Molecule: messenger RNA, 3902 nt
Organism: Thunnus maccoyii (southern bluefin tuna)
Lineage: Eukaryota; Metazoa; Chordata; Actinopteri; Scombriformes; Scombridae
Product: endonuclease V-like
Exons: 9
Coding region: 117-875 (252 amino acids)
Biological process (GO): DNA repair
Cellular component (GO): cytoplasm; nucleolus
Molecular function (GO): single-stranded RNA binding; RNA endonuclease activity producing 5'-phosphomonoesters, hydrolytic mechanism
Source: RefSeq, a predicted model, not a curated record
GUCAGGACACGGAAGAAAACAGCCCGACUGGUGAUCACGUUUCUCUUGUCCGUUGAAUUUCUGUAUUUGAAAAUCCUUUAGCAGCCGAACGCGUCCUCUCCACCAGGCAGACACAGAUGUCUGCUCCUCCUGAUGAAGGUUUGGUCGAGCUAUGGACAAGUGAGCAGGCCCGUCUGAGACAGCAGCUGGUGGAGGAGGACACAGAGGACUGGCAGAGGAGCCCCUUGUUCUCGGGCCUGGAGAGAGUCGGUGGAGUGGACCUCUCUUUCAUCAAAGGGGAUGACGUCAAUGCCUGUGCCCAGCUCGUGGUACUGAGCUAUCCUGACCUGGAGCUGCUGUAUGAGAACAGUCAGAUGGUGACCCUGACGGCCCCCUACAUAGCUGGCUUCCUCGCCUUCAGAGAGACCCCCUUCCUCUUUGAGGCUCUGCAGCGGCUAGAGAAGAACGAUCCCAAACUUAUGCCUCAGGUGGUUUUUGUGGAUGGGAAUGGUCUCUUCCACUACAGAGAGUUCGGCCUGGCGUGUCACCUUGGAGUGCUGUCAGGGCUGCCCUGUGUGGGUGUAGCCAAGAACCUGCUACAGGUGCAGGGUGUGCACAAGAGUGAAGAGCAUCAGUCACAGAUAGCUGCUCUGCAGAAAGGAGGAGACAGCUUCCCACUCACAGCCACCUCAGGCAAAGUGCUCGGAAAGGCACUGCGUAGUUCUGACAAGAGCUCAAAGCCGGUGUAUGUGUCCGUCGGCCACAAGAUCAGUCUGGACACAGCUGUACGCCUCACACACUCCUGCUGCCGCUACCGUGUCCCAGAGCCUAUCAGACAGGCUGACUGUCGCUCCAGAGAAUACCUUCGCAUACACUUCCCUGCUGCAGAUACAUGAAUCAAACAACAAGCAGGGACAUCAGAGGUCACAGAGGAACACUCAGCUGGUUGGAAGUCUUUGUUUUGCUUUAAGAUGGAAACUUAAACUCAGGCUUCCUGUUUCAGUGACUGUACACAACUCUAUUCUGCUGCAGCAGCGGGGGAAAGUUUAAGAGUUUAAGAGGCUUUGACAGUUUUUCUCUGCAUUUUUGGAAGGGUGUGGACGGGGCAGAGGUGAGCUAGGGAUGCUUGAGGUUAAGCAUAGACACACAAGCAGAGAGAGAGAGGGAAUGAUGAGGAGAGAAAAAAACCUUUGAUCCUGUGAUUCUCAUCUGAAAUAACAGGCGGCACCGCUCACUUCGACCCUACCUCCCUCAUUACCGAUCAAAGCCACGGACCGUUAGCACACUCAGAUGCUUCGAAGACUCAACCAUCAUUCGCUGUCACUCUCACAAACUAAAGUAGUUUCAAACGUGCACCGAAUCUAAAAUUCGGGAGCGAAGUGCAGCCGCUUGUGUGAGCUCACCUAUACAGGUUCGCUCACAGUGGCUCACACGCAGGCAUACGAGGGUGUGUGCAUUCUCACAUCCCUCAGCAUUCCCCACUGGGAAACAUAAUGGGAUGUCCGUGUUCAUCCACUCAGAAGCUCCCUGACGUGGUGAAUCCUCUGAGCGCGCUCCGCUCUUUGAUCAGCCUCUCUACAAAGAGACUGAGACAGGGAGAGAGGCUUUGUGCUGAGUAUGCAGGGCUAUAGCAGGUUCCUCUAGGCCUUAACCCAGCUUUACCCUUUCACUCACUCAACAGGCCGCAGGCACGUUUGAUCAGAUGCACUCUAGCUGGUGAGCUAUACGCUGCAGGCACAUGAUCUCAUAGGUUAGUUAUAGCAGGACUAGAAUUUGUAUCCAUGCAUCAUCAUCACCAAGACAGUUUGCUGAAUAUUUGAUGGAUACAUGACUUAUGAGAUAUGUCUGCAAGACCACAUUUGCAUGCAAUUUGUAUCUGGGCACAUUAUCUUGAUGAUGACAUUGUUCAUGGGCCUUGGGUUUAAUGUGAAAGGUGUUGCUACUUACUCACCAAGAGUUAUCAAUGUGACUUUCAGCACAUUGUUUUGGUUUUUCAGUGCAUAACUUUACAGUUUUGGGUCAGUGUCACUGCUCUCAUCAGUGUUUUUCCAGUGGUUUUCAGCAGAAAAGCUGUGAUAGACCCACUGUGUACUACAUGCCCAGCACCAAACUGUAGACAAAGUUAGUGACUAGAUGAGAAACAUAGCAUCAGGUAGCUUAAGAUCACAUGGUAAUGCCAGGUGUAAAGGAGAUCUUAGAAAAACUACGUCACAGAUUUUAGUAAAAGAAAGUCGAGAAGUUGGGUCUUGGAGUGGAGAUGAUCUCAUCUCGUUUUUUUCAACAAGUCCUCCAAAUUAAACAACAAAAUAUGUCAUUGGUCUCUGUACUCCAGAACAACAUGUAGAAGUGUUUUCUGAUCAGAUGUAUUAUUUGUAAUGUGCUUUCCAAAUGGGAAAGGAACAGCAAUCCCCCUUGUAAAAGUCUGAUGUUUUCUGGAUUCCUUCAAGAUCAGACUUUCCACAAAAGUCUAUCCCAUUUCAGCCUAAACAGUUCUCAGUUCCCUACAUUUUUUCACCACUUCUCUCACAAAUUUCAUCCAGUCUUGACCAAAUUUAGUACAUAAAAUAUUUGAAUGAGACUGAAGAAAGCCAUGUUGAUCUAUAACAGACUGCCAAGUCUCAUUUUCCCAGCUUUCUAACAUUUGUAGCUACACCAGAUAUAUGAAAAUUAAGUCUAAAUUAUUUUGCAUCAUGUUUGUAGCAGUUAAGGAAACCAGAUAAAAGAAAACAGUUCAUAUCUUCUUUUUAAAUGAAUAUUGGUUUUUUAUUUAGGUGUAACUGCCAGCAAUGGUGGUUUGCAGCCAUUUUGCCACUACUUUUUUGACACUUCUGUUGUUCUUUUCAACAAGUGGGAGAUAUUGUAGCUGUCAGAAAUUCCACAGAAUUACAACCACAAGGUUGACAUGAACGGUUUUUACCUCUCAGCUGCUCGUAAUUGUGGUCUGUAUGAUGUGAUGUGAGCAUGGCAACAUCCCUAAUACUACUGGACGGGAUGUUUAGGUAUGUACAAGUUAUUGCAGGUUGUUUUUUUUUUUAAUCACAGUGGUGAGUGUUUUCUAUUAUUCAAAUGUAGAGGAUUGUGUAGCCUUGACAGAGAAAUGUGCUCUCUCAGUGGAGCUUCAGGGCUUUAGCAUCCAACAGGUACACAGCCUGAUACACCAACAGCAAAAGGUUUUUGAAGGAAGAAUGUAGCCUUGUGUUACAUUCACCGACACCAUUUUUAAUUGCCUAAAAAAAAGAUGCUUACAGGAUUUGAAAAUAGAGGCUAUCUCUAGAGGAAUGGCUGGCAGUAGUAGUGACCAUAACUUAGCUUCAAGACCGGAGCACUCGCUGGCUUCUUUACUUUAAAUCACUGCACUUUUUUGAAGAUCCAUCAAUUUUGUCUUUUACCUUAAUCUUUUUCAUGGGCUGUCUUUGUGCAACCAGGCAAUGUUUGUUAGGUAUCAAAUGGACCAUAAAUUGUCACCCCUCUUUUUGCACACAUUAAACACAGGUAGAAAAUCUACCUAUAGCUCAGAGUACCACAGAAUCAGGCUGAACUCAUUCCAGCGCUCACCUGCACAUAGGCUCGGCGAGCGAUCGGCUCGACAGCUGACUGUGGUCUGUGUCCCCGGGAGGCAGAGGAAAAGAAAUAGAGUUUCUGUCUCUGUCAAAGAGAGAGGAGAGAGACAUGAAAGACGAAGCGGCAGGAGAGGAGAUGAAGAGAUUCGAACAGAGGAGGAAAACAACAGGGGUGCAGAGGGAGGGAAAGAGCAAGAAUGAGGGAAAAUCAAUGUCUGUAAGAGAGAACAAGACUAGGUCAAAACCUAGUAUGUGAAUGGACCUGGUAUGGUCAAUGUGUGAAAUUGUGGCCAAUUUGUUACAAGGACAGUCUGUGGUAGUGAAGUAGUAUCACAUGACAUGGUUAAGCUACAUUUGAGUAAA